AUGUCUGUAAAAGUUUGGUAUGUCACUGGAUGUUCAAAUGGAAUUGGAAAGUCAUUGGUCCAAGAGUUAUUGAAAUCAGGUGCAAAGGUGGCUGGAACAUCAAGAUCAAAGCAGAGUCUGAUUGAAGUAUUUGGUGAAGAUAAUCAAAACUUCUUGGCAUUGGAAGUAGACCUCACAAAUGAUGCAAGUGUACAUCAAUCAAUAUUAGCCACAACCAACAAGUUUGGAACAAUAGAUGUCUUGGUGAAUAAUGCUGGAUUUGGACAAGUUGGCUCGGUUGAAGACCUCACAGACAACGACCUUCAGAAGAACUUUGAGAUCAACUUCUUUGCCCCACUCAGAUUGAUCAGACAUGUUGCCCCUCUGAUGCGUGCCAAGAAGAGUGGACACAUUAUCAAUGUUUCGUCCAUGGGUGCCCUCGUGCCCUACCCCUGUUUCUCAAGUUAUUGUGCGACCAAGAGUGCACUGAACACUGCAACCGAGACACUGGCGAUUGAGUUGAAACCAUUUGGAGUCAAAGCAUUCUCGAUCAAUCCAGGUGCAUUCAAGUCUGACUUUUUCAAUCCGACCAAGAUGCAGAUGCCCGACUUCGAGUCUAGUGUUUACAAGGAGCAGUACAACAAAGCAUUUGUUGAGAAUCUAUGUAUGUUCAAUGUAGGCGAUCCAAUCAGAUUGGCCCAUGUGUUCAUCAAAGUUGUCGAUCACCAAGGUGAGCUUCCCGUUCAUAUCUAUGUUGGAGAGGAUGCACAUACAACUGUUCGAGUCAAGGCUCAACAUAUCAUCAAUGAUCUUGAUGUCUGGAGCCACCUAACCAGGUUUAAUUAA
Acytostelium subglobosum LB1 is the source of this 825-nucleotide messenger RNA. RefSeq lists its product as hypothetical. The transcript has a single exon. Bases 1 to 825 code for a protein of 274 amino acids. The record is from RefSeq and is a predicted model, not a curated record. NCBI's taxonomy places the organism in Eukaryota, Evosea, Eumycetozoa, Acytosteliales, Acytosteliaceae.